CCACGGAGGAGCCACCGGGGGCGCCGCGUGUCGUGCGGGUGGCCCGCGGGCCGAGCCGGGGGCCGUCCGACAUGGUGGACUACUACGAGGUGCUGGGCGUGCCCCGCCGGGCGUCGGCCGAGGCCAUCAAGAAGGCGUACCGCAAGCUGGCGCUCAGGUGGCACCCCGACAAAAACCCUGAGAACAAGGAGGAGGCGGAGAGGCGGUUCAAGCAAGUGGCCCAGGCCUACGAGGUGCUGUCGGACGCCCGGAAGAGGGACGUGUACGACCGGUACGGCGAGGCGGGAGUGGAGGGCGGCGGCGGCGGCAGCGGGCCCUGCCACGACCCCUUCGAGUACGUCUUCACCUUCCGCGACCCGGCCGAGGUCUUCAGGGAGUUCUUCGGGGGCCAAGACCCGUUUUCUGCCUUCGACUUCUUCGGAGACCCGCUGGAGAGCGUCGUGGGCGGGCGGAGGAGCUCCCGGGGCGGCGGCGGCGGCAGGGGGACCGUCCCCUUCUUCUCCGCCUUCAGUGAAUUUCCAGCAUUCGGGGGAGGUUUUUCCUCUUUGGAUACGGGAUUCAGUUCCCUGGGGAACGGAGGCCUGUCUUCCUUCUCCAUGUCCUACGGUAGCGGCGGGACGGGCAACUUCAAAUCCGUGUCGACUUCCACCGAAAUCGUUAAUGGCAAGAAGAUCACCACCAAGAGAACCGUCGAGAAUGGCCAAGAACGGGUGGAGGUGGAGGAAGACGGAGAGUUGAAGUCCCUGGUGAUAAAUGGCAAAGAGCAGUUGCUGCGCCUUGACACCAAGUGAUUUCCAGUCCACGUUUCAUUUUAGAGCACGUUGUGUGGAAUAGCAGGACUUUGGUUUUUUGUUUGGUUCGGUUUUGUUUUGUUGGCUUUUUUUUUUUUUUUUCUGGAAGAUUUCAAGUGAACUCUACUUUCAGAACAGCUGUACUCAAGAAUUUAUAAACAGUUCGUGCCAGUGCCUAUUUGUCAUUUUUGUUGGGACCACACGAAUAGGACCUCCGUUUGUUUGUCUCUAAGACGGUUGCAAAUACCUGUAGGCACUUUGCUAUAUAUUAAACAUAAUCCCGAGGCAGACGGGGACUGUUUCCUAGUAUUAGGACAGAAUGUUUCCAGCACCUUGAACCUUGCCUUUCCAUCGUGUUUGAAAUGCGAGCCAGGUAAUUUGCUCUGAAGGUAACAUUGCCAAGAUAAAUGGUCUUACUUCAGUUUUUCUUCUCCAACACAUGGUGGUAAAAGGUAUGAAUAUAGUAAUAUUUCUGGCUUCAGGAUAGUUUUUAGCCCCACAUAAAUGCUGGUGACUACUGAGAGUUUUCCGUUGAAAUAUAUUAAGCCUACA
This is a messenger RNA of Canis lupus familiaris (dog), 1343 nucleotides long. It is a transcript of the gene DNAJB3, whose product is annotated as DnaJ heat shock protein family (Hsp40) member B3. The transcript has a single exon. The record is from RefSeq and is a predicted model, not a curated record. Gene Ontology annotation, molecular function: ATPase activator activity; Hsp70 protein binding. Lineage: Eukaryota; Metazoa; Chordata; Mammalia; Carnivora; Canidae. Gene Ontology annotation, biological process: positive regulation of proteasomal ubiquitin-dependent protein catabolic process; protein refolding. Bases 72 to 791 code for a protein of 239 amino acids. Gene Ontology annotation, cellular component: cytosol; endoplasmic reticulum membrane.